GUCGCCCGCAGCAGCAGAUGAACCUGCAAUAAUCGUUGUCGACGCACAGUACGCACACCGGUCCUUGCUCAGUGUCCCGUGUAUCUUUCGCGUGCGUUAGUUAGUGUGUAUUUGUGUGUGUGUAUGUGUGUGUGUGUCUUUACUCGCCCGCGCGUGUCGUUGAUCACGUGCGAUUUUUUUGUUAUUAAUUAAUUUUCAUUCUCGCCGUCCGAUACGGACUAUAAUAUUCGUAUCAAUUCCUUCGGACUUCUGCGUGUAAUCGUGCAAAUAAUUGUACUGUCGGAAAUGUGGCAGCAACCAGAGUCGCUCCUCCUCCUCGUCGCCGUUGCCGCCGUUCUCUAAACGCACUGCACGGAACUUUUCGACGACGGUCCGUCGUACCGCCGACAGAAGAGAAAAAUAUCCUCAUCAUCGUCUCUGUGUUUCAUCCAUUGCGGUUAAACGAAAGAAAAUGUUUUUGGAAAACGAACACCAGCCAAUUAUUAGUCAUUCUCCGUAUGAUUUAGCUCGUCCAUUGGAUCACCAUCAUCUAAAUCAUCAUCUCCAUCAUCAUCAGACCUCGACAAAUCAUCAGUCAGUCGGUGAUCUACACCAAGAUGAUUCGGAAGGCAGGAGCACGGCCAGUUCACCGACGUCUAGCUACCGAGACUUGUCGGGGUGUGAAGACUUUGACCUGAAAAUCCCGAAACCUACCGGUGCCGGUUCCGUGACUGGUGGCGGAAGUGGUGGUAGCAACAAAGAGCAGAAGCCAAAAAAGCACAAGUGCAAGCAUUGUGGGCUGGAAUGCACGGAAAAAGUGCAGUACUGGAAGCACAUCCGCACUCACAUCAAACCGGAACAGCUGCUGGAGUGCCCAAACUGCGAGUUCGCCACCGACCUGAAACACCAUUACGAGUACCACCUGCUAAACCAUACGGGUGCCAAGCCGUUUACGUGCCCGGACUGCGACUACAAAUGUGUGAGCAAGUCGAUGCUCCAGUCUCACCUCAAGUCACACUCGAACGUGUUCCAGUUCCAGUGUUAUGACUGCGGUUACGCGUCCAAGUACAUGCACAGCCUGAAACAGCACCUAAAGAAACGCGACCACCGGCCGGCCACGCCGCUCAACCCGGACGGCACACCGAACCCGGAUAUCGUGAUAGACGUGGUAGGUAAUCGGCGCGGGCCCAGACAGAACAAGAAACAGAACCGUCACAACCCGUACCAUCACCAGCAGCAACAACAACAGCAACAGCCGACGAUAGUGUCGUCGUCGCAGGAUGAUGGGGGCAGCAGUAGCGGCGGACAUCCGUCUCCGUAUUCCAUGCAACAACUGCUGCAGUUGCCUUCGUCCGGCGUCGCUCCGGCCGUGUACUCGACCCCGGCUGAGUCUUUCAUGUACUCGAUGAUCACCAAGCGUUCCAUGGAAAUGGUCGAUUACCAGGCCGAGUACUUGGCCAUCAAGAACAAUAACAACAAUUCUACGGCUGUCGACGACAAGAUGGACGCUCAACAGCAACACCAUCAUCACCAACAACAACAGCAGCAGCAGCAGAAGCACUAUCACCAACACCACCACCACCAUCACAAGCAAUACCAUCCCGAUGAUGUGGUCCAAGCCGAGGUGGACAGCGGCGAUCGGACGCCCGAACCACCGGUCGUGGUCACUGAGUCCUCCGCAGUAACGUCCCUGCAUGUGUCCGCCGCUGUCGUCGAAACGGGACCGUUGAAUUUAAGCAAAGAUUCGGUGGCUCCACGUGCCGCAGGUAGUAGCCGCCGCAAGGGCAUCGCGUGUAAACUCGAACGUCCUGCCGUGGCCGAACAACCACCGCCACCGAGAGUAGCCGCCGCGACGAUUCUCCAGGCGCAUUGCCAUGAGUAUAAGGUUAAGGAGGAAGUGCAGCAACCGACUAAGGAGGAAUUGCCAUUCCAGCAACAGCAGCAACAGUCGCCACUAAACAAGGAAGAACUCCUCUUGUCGCAACAUCAGCAGCCGCAGUCUGUAUCAUCACCUGAAAAGGACGACGAGACGCAUGUGUGCCACCAUUGCGAUAUCAUUUUCAAGGAGAACAUCAUGUAUUCGAUGCACAUGGGUUUCCACAGUUUCAGAGACCCGUUCGCGUGCAACCUGUGUGGCGAAAUAACGGCCGACAAGUUUUCAUUUUUCGCUCACAUAGCUCGCGUACCGCACAGUUAGACGGCGCACCACUGGUCACCACCACCGUCGUGUGCAGUCCUCGUUACCGGAUGAUCGCCGUUGUCGUCAUCGCAGGUCCAUCAUCGGGGCCAAUGUUCCUAUUUGUCGCAGCCACCAUCACCACCUUUCGGCAACCGUAGAGUUCAAAUUUUAAACAAAUUAUCCUUAAGUAAGACUUAGGAUUUAUUGUGAGAAAGAAAAAGUAUUAUUUUUAAGUAAUAUGUUUAUAUUUAUACCACUAACGAAGAGAAAACACUUAACCUACCUCUUAACUAAUGAUAUUUUAAAUCGGCGAUAGCAGUAAUACCCUCCGUAACUCUUGUGUUUACGCAGGGCUUUCGCUAUGCUCGUUUGCGUUCAUAAUUUCUUUUUUAGUUCUAUAAUUUUUCAUUCGUCGCGUUGUUUGAAAAUUUUAUGUUACCGGAUCGCCAAAUAUAAGGUUUUCAUUUAUGCGCGCAGUGAAUAAACCACCGCCGGAUGGGUAUUGUAUUCGAUUUUUAAAUAAUAAAUAAGUUAUAACAUUUUUUAUUUAAAAACCGAUCACCACUACCGCCGGUAACCGUAAUCGAGGUUUUCAUAGAAUCGUAAAAAGAAAAUAUUGACUUAGACAUUUAUCCAUAUGGCCGUGGUAAAAUGUUAAAAUAAUUGUUAAUUUGUUAUAAUUUAAACAAUUAAAUAUUUUUUUAUCGU
This is a messenger RNA of Sipha flava (yellow sugarcane aphid), 2866 nucleotides long. Its product is annotated as protein hunchback-like. The coding region runs from base 452 to 2176 and encodes 574 amino acids. The transcript is spliced from 2 exons. The record is from RefSeq and is a predicted model, not a curated record. Gene Ontology annotation, molecular function: RNA polymerase II transcription regulatory region sequence-specific DNA binding; DNA-binding transcription factor activity, RNA polymerase II-specific. Gene Ontology annotation, biological process: regulation of transcription by RNA polymerase II. NCBI's taxonomy places the organism in Eukaryota, Metazoa, Arthropoda, Insecta, Hemiptera, Aphididae.